CAGGGAUCCCCAUUCUCCUCACUAAUUCAUGUGUGUUCCCCCUGCAAGCUUUCUCCUUGGUCAAAAAGGAUGAUUUUAUCAGAAGAGAGCAAGAAUGAAUGACUGGGUUUCCUGCAAAAACUUCAAAUAAGUUGUUAUUUAAUUAGAACGGUGUUCUCCAAUGUUGGAUGAGAUGUAUGUAGGAGCAAGGGGUGAUUACUGACUUUGUCUGACCUUGGGAAAGAGAAGAGUAGAGAAGAAGUUGUCCUUUUGGAUUUUGUCUUUUCCCAAACCAAGAGAUCAGCUUUUUAUAAGGUGUGAAUAAUAAUUUUCAUGAUUCAUAUAUUUACAUAUGAAGACAAUUAUAGAGCUCGUUUCCUAGAAUGAUAGCUACGUGGUUGAUUUGUAGAUUCAUUGCCCAGUUUAGGAUUUCCACUUUGGGCACUCCUAGGGAAUAACUAGUUUUUUUUUUUUUUUUUUCCUUUCAUGUCUUGCUUUACAUGUAAUGUAUGUGCAAGACAAUCCUUUGAAAUACAGGAAGAAAAACAUAUAAAUUAACUAUAUAUUACUUACCUUUGCACUAACCCUAAAACUGGAAAUCUCUUUCUAUACAAUGUUUUUUAUUAAAUAUAUAGUUUACAUCAGAUGUUACUGCUGUAUCACUCCUCAGUUCAACUUACCUGGCAAUCUCACUGUUCCCCUUUCCAUUUCCUAUGACUCUAACCCAAGAAUCACCAUUUAUGAAAAUUUCAUCUGCAGAACCUUGGCCUGAAAAUGCUACGUUAUAUCAGCAAUUGAAAGGGGAGCAAAUUUUACUUUCUGACAAUGCAGCUUCUCUUGCAGUGCAGGCCUUUUUGCAAAUGUGUAACUUGCCUAUCAAAGUAGUUUGUAGGGCAAAUGCAGAAUAUAUGUCUCCAUCUGGUAAAGUACCUUUUAUUCAUGUGGGAAAUCAAGUAGUAUCAGAACUUGGUCCAAUAGUCCAAUUUGUUAAAGCCAAGGGCCAUUCUCUUAGUGAUGGGCUGGGUGAAGUCCAAAAAGCAGAAAUGAAAGCUUACAUGGAAUUAGUCAACAAUAUGCUGUUGACUGCAGAGCUGUAUCUUCAGUGGUGUGAUGAAGCCACAGUAGGGGAGAUCACUCAUGCUAGGUAUGGAUCUCCUUACCCUUGGCCUCUGAAUCACAUUUUGGCCUAUCAGAAACAGUGGGAAGUCAAGCGUAAGAUGAAAGCUAUUGGAUGGGGAAAGAAGACUCUGGACCAGGUCUUAGAGGAUGUAGACCAAUGCUGUCAAGCUCUCUCUCAAAGACUGGGAACACAACCAUAUUUCUUCAAUAAGCAGCCUACUGAACUUGAUGCACUGGUAUUUGGCCAUCUGUACACCAUUCUUACUACACAGUUGACAAAUGAUGAACUUUCUGAGAAGGUGAAAAACUAUAGCAACCUCCUUGCUUUCUGUAGGAGAAUUGAACAGCACUAUUUUGAAGAUCGUGGUAAAGGCAGGCUGUCAUAGAGUUAUGUGUUAGUCUCAGAAGUCUUAACUUUUGAAAGAUGUUUUACUUGAAUGUUAGAUAUUGAUGUCAGAAUUUUAAAACCAAAUUACUGCUUUUUGAAACCUCAAAACAAAUUAUAUAAUGUAUCUUAUAUAUGUGCUUUAUAUUGUUAUUUGUGUGUACAUUAAAAUCUGAAUUAUUUCAUCUGAUAUGUCAUAUUCUGUAUCUUGAAAUUUUUGUUUCCUUGAAACAUGCAUGCAUAUAAAAAUAAAGCUUAAACAACUGUAUGGAUAUUACAUUUA
Messenger RNA from Mandrillus leucophaeus (drill), 1766 nucleotides. RefSeq names its product metaxin 2 (gene MTX2). Gene Ontology annotation, cellular component: SAM complex. The record is from RefSeq and is a predicted model, not a curated record. The coding region runs from base 693 to 1484 and encodes 263 amino acids. NCBI's taxonomy places the organism in Eukaryota, Metazoa, Chordata, Mammalia, Primates, Cercopithecidae. Gene Ontology annotation, biological process: mitochondrion organization. The transcript has 10 exons.